Messenger RNA from Physella acuta, 1962 nucleotides. RefSeq names its product Na(+)/citrate cotransporter-like. Gene Ontology annotation, cellular component: plasma membrane. Gene Ontology annotation, biological process: fumarate transport; cellular response to lithium ion; alpha-ketoglutarate transport. The record is from RefSeq and is a predicted model, not a curated record. Gene Ontology annotation, molecular function: succinate transmembrane transporter activity; fumarate transmembrane transporter activity; alpha-ketoglutarate transmembrane transporter activity. NCBI's taxonomy places the organism in Eukaryota, Metazoa, Mollusca, Gastropoda, Physidae.
AUGGAAGCCUUUACCGAGUCCCUCGAUUCCAGCUCACCUAGACGGCCUUCACCUGUGUUUCUCCCAUCCUACAUGCCCCGCCCGCCCGUCACACAGCAGGAACUUCAUGUUGGCGAGCUGGAUCUCGACUUCAAGCCGGAGGUGGUGGUAAAUAUUGCUCGGAUGUCGAGGAGAGGGGGCGAGAAAAAGGACGUGAGCACCAGCAACAACAUGGACAGUGACGUGAAAGUUGACACAACUAGUGGGAUCUCACUGCUCAAGUACGUCAUUUCCUGGUGGUACCUCGUGGUCAUUAUAGCCACGCCCCUCGUCUUUCUACCCAUAUUUCUCUGCGUGGAUGAAAAACAUCAGAGACAGGCAAGAUGUGGUUACGUCAUAGCCGUCAUGGCGGUCUUCUGGAUCACAGAGGCGCUGCCCAUCGCCGUGACGUCACUGGCACCUGUCGUCUUGUUACCUGCAAUGGGGGUUAUGUCAGCCAAAGACACGUCAGCUGCUUACUUCAAUGACACGUCCAUGUUGUUUAUAGGCGGUCUUCUGGUUGCCAUAGCAAUCGAGGUCUGGAACGUCCACAAGAGAAUAGCACUGAUGGUGUUGAAGAUAGUCGGUGCCGAGCCGAAAUGUUUGCUGUUCGGUAUAACGAUGGUCACGUGGUUCUUGUCCCUGUGGAUCUCCAACACGGCCACGACGGCCAUGAUGAUGACCAUCGUCCAGGCCUUGCUGCAGCAGUUCAAGGACAUGAACAUCAACGAGAAGUCCAAGAAAGCCAUCACUAACGGAGAUUUAAACAGUGACCCCAAAUCAACUGACGCACUCAAGCGUAAACAAGAUCAGGAACUGGCCGACGCCGAGUUUCUGAGACUGAGCAAGGCGCUGUCUCUGACGGCAGCGUACGCUUCAAGCAUUGGAGGCAUCGGCAGCCUGACUGGAACCGGACCUAACCUUGUCCUGUUUGCUGCGGCACAGAAAGCGUAUGGGGACGUAAACCUCAAGUCGCCAGUUACUUUCAGUACUUGGCUAAUCUACUGUCUGCCGAUGUCUUUCUUGAUGAUUCUCACAUUGUGGGCAUGGAUGGUGUUAGUGUUUCUCAGGUGCAAAGGAGGGUGUCUGUGUUGUUGCUGUGCUCCAGAAGCCAACAAGAAAAAACUGGAGAAGGUCAACGCCAUGAUCAGAGAUGAGUACAACAACUUGGGGCCUAUCACAUUCGCCCAAGGCACAGUGUUGGUAUCGUUUACAUUGCUAGUUAUUGCUUGGAUCACUCGUGAUCUUGGAGGAGCUGGUGGAUGGGCGGACUGGUUUCCUCCUGGCUUGAGUGACUCCACCCCUUCCAUCUUGUUUGGUAUUCUCAUGUUUGUUUUACCGUCAUCGCUGCCGAAUAUUUUCUCACGGAGUGGUGAAACAAAUACCUACACGCAGGUGACGCCCCUGCUGAAGUGGAGUCACGUCCAUGAAAAAAUGCCCUGGUCCCUGUACCUCCUGCUGGGGGGAGGCUACGCCUUCGCUCAAGCAGCCACGGUAUCCGGUCUGGCUACCUGGCUAGGUGAGCAGUUGCUUGUGUUCCAGUCACUCAACCAGUGGGUUGUCCUGCUUAUCAUAACAUACAUUGUAGAUUUCGCUACUGAAGUCACCAGCAACACGGCUAUAGCCACGUUAAUGAUGCCCAUCCUUACACAAAUGUCCAUCAGCCUGCAAGUCAACCCUCUAUUUUUCACGUAUCCUGCCGCCAUUGCGUCCUCGUUUUCCUUCAUGUUGCCCGUGGCAACCCCACCCAACGCCAUCGUCUUCGCUGGUGGAACAGUCCGGGUUGUAGACAUGGUGUCCAGCGGUUUCUUCUUCAGUAUCAUUUGUGUGCCGAUUCUUGUUUUUGCUACAGCCACGUGGGGUAACGCCUUCUUCCAUUUCGACCAAGUACCGAAAGAAUUUAUAAGAAAUGCAACUAGUACUGGUCAAAUACUCAGGUCAUAA